Molecule: messenger RNA, 1128 nt
Organism: Bipolaris maydis ATCC 48331
Lineage: Eukaryota; Fungi; Ascomycota; Dothideomycetes; Pleosporales; Pleosporaceae
Source: RefSeq, a predicted model, not a curated record
AUGUACACAUUGAUUGCGCCAUUUGCACGCAUACCAGACGUCUAUCCUAGUACACUGGAUCAAAGGGCCUUGGUCAGUUCCUUUACACAACCUCAAAUACCCGCCCACUUAUCCGAUUUACCGCUCCACGAUAUUCGGGAAAACUAUCUCAGCUUCGUCAUACAAUCUAUUCCUGGGGCGAUGAACUAUGUAUGCGCUGGUCUUUCGCUUACAUAUCAUUUCCCCAGUCGCCAGAUGUACAUUUUCAUGCAUGGCUUAGCAACGGAGACUUACGACCGCUUCGCUCGCGAUGUCGAAGAGGGUGCUGCAAACGAAUCUGCCUUUAUAAUUCCCAGUAUGAUUGUUCAACAUAACCUCUCCCAACUAGGCAAAGUCAUUGACCGGUGGCAUGACGAGAUCUACUGGCACGAACGAGCGCUAGGCAUCCGAUACGAUCACCAUGACAGUAUUGACCUGGCGAAUCUUGACUUCACGGCACUUUCAAGGACUCUAAAUGCAGCAAACACCCAGCUUGCAUAUAUCGCUUGGUCGUGCAAAAGCACUGCGCGUUUGCUUGAUUUCCUGAACCAGGUUACAGAUCGAUAUCGACAACAAGCUAUGGCCCACGGUGAGCCAGAGAAAGAUAUUGCGCAUAUCAUAGAUUUACUAUCGGGGACGCAUGAACAUCUGCGCGCUUGGAAUGCCGGACUGCAGGAUAGAACCGAAUAUCUUUCUAAAAGAGGUCAAGCUUUAGUUCAGACCAUAUACAGCGGCAUUGCUCAACGCGAUGCAGCGACCAGUCUCAGUCUGGCCAGUACUAGCACUAGCCUGGCACGAUCUUCGCAAAGUGUAGCCAUUUCUACAUCACGUGAUAGUGCCAUAAUGAAGAUCAUCGCCGCAAUGACAAUGAUCUUUCUUCCCGCCACAUUUACUGCUACAUUCUUCAGCACCACGUUUUUCGACUUCAACAACGAUCUGAAUGGGCGCAUGUACUCUUCUUGGCUAUGGCUAUAUUUUCUAGUCACUUUUGUACUUACAUUCGUAGUCAUGCUAGUCACGUGGUGGUUGUGGAAGAAGAAAGAAAAGGAAGUCAAUGCAUCUCUGGAUGCUAAAUUAGAAAUGUCUCACAGCAAUUCGCAAGCGCUGUAA